CCCGAUUCUCGACGACGGCCGGCCUUCUUUCCUCGCCCCAUCAUUCAUUUGACCUUUCCUUCAAUCAGUCACUCAUUUUCAUCUGUAGCAACUUUGACGUUGCUUCUGUACACUCUUUUCGAUCGUGUUUUGUCUCUCGACUUUCUUUGAUCAGACAAGACCUACUACAACAUCUGCAUUCACCUAUCACUCAUUUUCCAUCACAAUGUUGAAGAACCUGGUUGUCCUGGGCAGUUUGCUCAGCCUUGCCCAAGCUGGUCCCUGUAAACCAGUCUCAUUGAGCACUUCUGAAAGCGUCUCCGUGGCCUCCGCAACCUCUCUUGGUACUACGACUACCACGGCUGCCGCUUCGUUAACCACUACGUCUAUUGAGAUCACGAGCUCCGCCGAUACUACUACAACGGAAGCUGAUGCUACGACUACCACGGCCGAUAAAACUACCACUACGAGUGCCGGGACCACCACCACCUCUGUUCCAUCUGUCCCUACCGCAUGUGCAAUCGACCCUGCGUGUCCGGCCUCCGGAUGGAACGUUGACUACUAUGCCAACGUCUUUGAAGAGGGCUACGGCAACGACGAAAUGUCGGUUCCUGCCUCAUACUACAUUAGUGAAGGAUUGAGCCCUCUCGCUUCCUCCGUCACUGAUGAGACCUACUUUGCCCAGGACUAUAUGUCGGAUCUCGCCGGAUACCCGCAAACCUUCCCCAACAGCAAGUACGCUGGCAAGGCCUACUAUGUUGGCUACACACGUAAGCUUAAUGGAGGCAUCACUGUCGACGCCAACAGCUUCACCCUGGUUUAUAAGGGCUACUACCGAGCUCCUUCAACCGGAACCUACGAGCUCUGCAUCCAGGCCGACAACGCAAACACUCUCUACUUUGGCGAGGGCAAUGCAUUCACCUGCGGAACUGGUGAGCCUAGUGUGGAUGCACCUGCUCUCGUCCUGACGGCUACUGGUUACCACUUCAACAACCCUGUCCGCUGCGGUAGUGUCUCCCUGAUUGAGGGACACAACUACCCGGUGCGCAAUGUCAUGGGUAAUAAGAACGCUGUAUCUAUGUUUGAGUUCACCAUCAAGGCACCUGGAGACACUGCUAGGCACAAUUUCGCAGGAAAGGCGUUCCCUGUUGAGUGCGGUUUUGGUGGUUGAGGAAUCCACAAUGAGGACGACUGGAGAGGAUGUUCGGAGGACCGUAAGUGAGCGAAGGAUGAUGUAGUAUACCGAAAUAAUCCACCUGUCACGAUAGAUAGAAUCUCUCUAAUAUGUAAUUAUAAUGCCUCGCUUAAG
Ilyonectria robusta is the source of this 1288-nucleotide messenger RNA. RefSeq lists its product as uncharacterized. NCBI's taxonomy places the organism in Eukaryota, Fungi, Ascomycota, Sordariomycetes, Hypocreales, Nectriaceae. The record is from RefSeq and is a predicted model, not a curated record. The transcript has a single exon. Bases 206 to 1150 code for a protein of 314 amino acids.